GAGCCUAGUAAAUGCAGGCAAUUUACAAUAUUGUAUGACAAGUCACUAUUCUCUAUAAAACCUGAAUCAUGUGAUCCCUGUUAUCGAUAGUAUAAAGGAAAUCACAAUUCACAUUUUACUCGAGUCUUCGUAUAACGAAUCAGUGAAUAGUGCAAAUUCAUUGUGAAAUUUUAUAAACAUACAACAUGAGUGCAAAUCGAUCAUCACAAAGCAACACAAAUUAUUUAAAUAGCUUCACUAUCAAAGAUGGAAUAAUAAAGGGUCAGGAUUGUCCAUUUUUGGAGAGAGGUCAAGUUAGCUUUGGACAAUAUUUGUUAGAUCGGAUGAGAAAGAAUCGUAAACUCACUGGUCAGAUUGAUACAACAACUGGAAAUAAAGAUUCAUUUGAAUCUAUGAUAGAUCGGAGUAUCAGAUGUGCAUUAUGGUUGCAAAGUGAAGGCAUCAAAUCAGGUGAUACUAUUGCAAUAUGUACUCACAAUCACAAAGACCAAAUAAUUCCUGCACUUGCUUCGUUGUAUAUUGGAGCUGUUUUCAAUCCCUGGUGGGAUCAUGGUUUAACCAAAGAUAUAGCGAAACACUUUGCGAACUUGGUGGAACCAAAGGUCUUGUUUGUCAAUGAAAUGUGGUCCAAACUAUCUGCUGAAGUUACAAAAGAAGUUAAACCUGAUCUUAAGAUUGUAGUCUUUGGUCAUGCUCCUGGACUGGAAUCGUUUGAGAAGAUUAUAAGCAAACCAGGAACUGUUGAAGUAGCAAACUUUAAAUGUGCCACACUUCCAAGUGUUGAACAUCCUGCACUUAUUCUUUAUACAUCAGGAACCACUGGGUUACCCAAAGGUGCACUUCACUCUCAAAAGUCUCUGUUUGGUAAUAUAAAACUAGCGGAAGAAGUUAAUAGCCGUUGUCAUUCAGCAUUGUGCUAUUCAACGCUUUGUUGGGUUACUGGGAUAUUUUGUUCUUUCUUGGCAAUCACAAAAGGAAUGACAAGAAAUAUUCCCGGACCAUUUGAAGAAGAAGAUGCAUGUAGAAUUAUACAAAAUUACAAGAUCGAUUGGAUUCUAUCAGGAACUAGUAUGGCAAAUAGACUUCUUAAAUCUGGAUUCAUCUCUAAAUAUGACGUAUCAUCCGUCACUGACAUUCAUGUGGGUGGUGCACCUCUAAAGGAUGAAACACAAGUGGAGCUUCGUAAAGCAUUUAAAAAUGCUUCAGUCGUCCAACUCUAUGGAGCAACUGAACUAGGAGGAAUAGCAACAAUGCAAGAUGAGCAUUAUAAAAAGAAUUCUGUGGGAAAUGUUGUGAAGAAUUGUCAAUUAAAAGUAAUAGAUCCAGAAACAAAUAAAAUAUUAGGACCUAACCAACAGGGAGAAUUAUGUGCUAAAACACCACAUAUGAUGACAGGAUAUUGGAGAAAUCCAGAAAAAACUAAAGAAGCUAUUGAUCCAGAAGGAUGGUACCAUACUGGAGACUUGGCCUAUUACGACGAGGAUGGUGCAAUUUUCAUUAUCGAGCGACUGAAAGAGUUAAUAAAGUGGAGGGGCCAUCAUGUGCCACCUGCAGUGAUUGAAAAACUCAUUCAAACACUCCCAGGAGUAUCAGAAGUCGCUGUAGUUGGAGUACCUGAUUUAGAAGAUGACGAAAGACCGUUGGCUAUUGUCACUCUUGCACCAAAUUCUAAAGUGACUGAGCAGGAAAUUCACCAACUUGUGGAUAAGAAUUUACCUGACCAAAUGAGACUCAGAGCUGGUAUCAAGUUCGUUGAUCAAAUACCUCAUACUGCCUCAGGCAAAAUUAGUAGAACAGAGCUCAAGGCCAUAGCGAAAACUUUUUCACGAGAUUAACACAUAUAUUAACAGACAAUAUCUUUUCGAAAGAUUUACUAUAAAUUUUCAAUUUAGAUUCAUUAUUAAAUUAAUCUUUAAUACAAAGAAAUUAAAAUCUUUUAAUCAAUAAUCAAAUUUUUUUUCUAAAAGCACCUAGAUAAAAAAAUUUCACCUACUUCAACAAAGUAAAAAAUGUCAAUAUUAUUAUAACUAUGAGAAUAGAAAUAAAAUAUUGAAUCAAAUCAUUUAUGGAAUAGUUGAAGGUCGUUGUGAUUAAAGUUAUUUAUCCAGAACAUAACAGGAAACCUUCCUUAGUCAUAAUUAAAGGACUAAAGUCCACCAAAGGUGAAUAAUUAUAGCAAACUUUUUCAAAUAAACUAUUCAAUAAAGAAAAAAGUCUAUGUAAAAAAUUCAUUAAAAUACCAUUCAAGUUGGUAAAUUCUAUUGCAAGAAUUAAUAAACAAUUGAGUAAUUAACACUUGAUAAAAAUAAUUAUAUAGAUCAGAAUGACUGCAACUUAAAGUGAUGUGAUCAAUUAAAUUCGAAGAAAAAUAACAAUUUAUUGUACAAAGCGUAAAAAAUUGACAACUGUUUGAAAAAUCUAUAAUGAAAUAAUUGAAGUUAAAAUAUUAAUUAUUUAAACAAGCUUCAUUAGUAUGUAUAGUCACUGCAAUUAUUAAUGUUGAAAUUAGUCUUCAGAAUGACGAAACAAAAUGGUAAUAGAAUAAAAAUAUAAGUGCAAGAAAA
This is a messenger RNA of Chelonus insularis, 2564 nucleotides long. Its product is annotated as luciferin 4-monooxygenase-like. The record is from RefSeq and is a predicted model, not a curated record. Gene Ontology annotation, molecular function: long-chain fatty acid-CoA ligase activity. Bases 186 to 1835 code for a protein of 549 amino acids. Gene Ontology annotation, biological process: long-chain fatty acid metabolic process; fatty-acyl-CoA biosynthetic process. Lineage: Eukaryota; Metazoa; Arthropoda; Insecta; Hymenoptera; Braconidae. The transcript is spliced from 8 exons.